Molecule: messenger RNA, 1561 nt
Organism: Vicia villosa (hairy vetch)
Lineage: Eukaryota; Viridiplantae; Streptophyta; Magnoliopsida; Fabales; Fabaceae
Product: putative clathrin assembly protein At1g25240
Exons: 1
Coding region: 212-1426 (404 amino acids)
Biological process (GO): vesicle budding from membrane; clathrin coat assembly; clathrin-dependent endocytosis
Cellular component (GO): clathrin-coated vesicle; clathrin-coated pit
Molecular function (GO): 1-phosphatidylinositol binding; clathrin heavy chain binding; phosphatidylinositol-4,5-bisphosphate binding
Source: RefSeq, a predicted model, not a curated record
UGUCUUACGUUGUUAUAUUUCACUCUCCCUCACAUCCACACGUCGUUCCUAACCACAAACAAUUCAAACAACACGCAAAAACUGAAAAACCAAAUCAAAUCCUAAACAACAAAGGAAAAGGAGGAGAAGAAUUUACAAAUCAGUGGUGAAAAAAGGGUAGGGGAAAUUCACCAUCCUCUCCCUUUUACCAUAGAGAGAAAGAAAAAUUGAAAUGAGGGUUUGGAGACAAGCAACAGGAAUUAUAAAAGACAGAAACAGCAUUUGGAAUGCAAAGUUUUCAAGAAAGGGUCCAUGGCGCAAUCCUGAUCUUGAAACCAUUAUAAUCAAAGCAACAAGUCAUGAUGAAAACCGUAUUGAUUGUAAGAAUGUGCAAAGAGUUUUCAAAUGGUUAAGAACCUCUCCUUUGUAUUUGAAGCCUCUUGUUUGGGCUCUAUCCAUUAGAAUGCAGAAAACCAAGAGUUGGGUUGUGGCCCUUAAAGGUUUGAUGCUCAUUCAUGGCGUUUUCUGCAUUGGUAUCCCUAUUGUACAAAAAAUGGGUAGGUUACCAUUUGAUUUAUCAAACUUCAAUGAUUCUUAUUUGAACCCUUCACAAGCUUGGGGUGUGAAUGCUUUUGUACGUUCUUAUUUCGCUUAUUUGGAUCAAAGAUCGGCUUUUGUUUCCUCCGAGGUUAAGAAUUUAAGGAAGAACAACAAUAAUAACAAAGGUGAGGAAGUUGAAGAGACAUUGAUGGAGGAGCUUGAGAAGUUGCAAAAGUUGCAAGCAUUGAUUGACAUGCUUUUGCAAAUCAAACCAAUGCAUAUGAAUAUGAGUGUUGGUCUUGUUCUCGAAGCGAUGGAUUGUGUCAUAGUUGAGGUUUUUGAUGUUUAUAGUAAGUUUUGUAAAAAUAUUGCAGGAGUUUUGAUGAGGAUAUAUGAUGUUGGUGGAAAAAUGGAAGCUUGUGUUGGUUUAAAGGUUUUGCAAAAAGCAAUUGUUCAAGGGGAUGAAUUGGCUUGUUAUAUUGAGUAUUGUAGGGAUAUUGGUGUUCUUAAUGCUUCUCAAUGUCCUAAGAUUGAAAGAAUUUCUGAAGAAGAUAUUCAAGAUCUAGAGAGGAUAAUUAGUGGUGCUUAUUAUGCUAAUAAGAAAAGCAUGGAGGGUGUUAAUGAUGGUGUUGAAAAUGAGAAGAAUCAAGAUAAGGCCAUUGUGGUAAGAGAUAGCUUGCACCACAAGGAAUUAUCAGAUAAUGGUUUGACAACAGUGAUUACACAUCAAUGGGAGAUGUUUUUGGAUGAGACAUUGGUUGAUGAUGAUGUUAAAGAAAGUAGUGUCAUCAAUGGUGAAAAGGGUAAUAAUGUCAUAACAACCAAUCCUUUUGAAGAAUCAUAUAGCCUUGUACCUUAUUGUCAUGUUCAUGUUAAUCAAGUUCUUCCUGACCUAAUUAGUUUGUAGAAGAAGUAAUUUGUUAUUCCACAACCCUACUUCUGUGUUAGGAAAAUCUGUUACAUGUGAAAAUCAUGUUACUAUUACUAUUGUUAUAUGAUAAUUAGAUACUAAAAUUAAUGAGAACUUAUUGUCAUUAUACUC